AUGAAGGCGCUGGGGGUCGUGGUGCUGGCCCUGCUGCUGUGCCGGCAGCCAGGUGCGGGGAGAGGGUGGGCGCAGGAGGACAAGGACGAUGACGACGUGGGGCUGGACGGCUACGAUGAUGAAGAGGAGGAGGAGGAGGAGGCCGGCGCUGGCCCUGGCAGCAGGGACGGAGCACGGCUCCAGUGCUACAGCUGCCAGUCCUUACAGCGGGAGGAACGCUGCAGCCACACGCAGAGCUGCGCCCACAGCCAGCACUACUGUACCACCUUCAUCACCCACGGCAACACCGGGUCAGGGCUCCUGACCACCUACUCCACGUGGUGCACAGACACCUGCCAGCCCAUCAGCAGGACGGUGCAAGGGACCCAGCUGACCGUGACCUGCUGCCAGUCGAUGCUGUGCAAUGUCCCGCCCUGGCACAGGGAUGAACGCGCACCUACGGCCCCGCCAACCCCGGAACCGCGGGCCGUGGACCGGAGGACGGCGAGGACAGCCCGUUCCCAGCCCUCGGCCCGGCGCCAGCAGGAAAUCCCUGAGGAAGGAGGUUCGGCCCCGGGCCAGGAGCGACCCGCGCGGGGCUGCCUGAGGCGAGGCAGGGGCAGCGCCCGGCCCGGGGCCAAGCAGGCUUCCCGCGGCGCCCAGGGGCGGGACGAGCGGCACCGGCAGCGGACGGCGUCCACAGGAGCACCCGUCCACGCCGCGGCCGCAGCGCCACCGAGAGGCCGGAACGUGCGGCUAGAGCGGCCCGGAGGGGGCGUGGCGCGGAGGCCCG
This is a messenger RNA of Ochotona curzoniae (black-lipped pika), 772 nucleotides long. RefSeq names its product glycosylphosphatidylinositol-anchored high density lipoprotein-binding protein 1-like. NCBI's taxonomy places the organism in Eukaryota, Metazoa, Chordata, Mammalia, Lagomorpha, Ochotonidae. The record is from RefSeq and is a predicted model, not a curated record. The annotation marks the transcript as partial. Gene Ontology annotation, molecular function: acetylcholine receptor inhibitor activity. The transcript has 6 exons.